GUUCGCGUGACCUUUACACCGGGGACAUUGUCAAAGGAUAAAUCGCGCAUAGCUGAUCAAAGCAAAAGUGCCAUCUUCAACUACAAGCCUUUGAGACGCGCGGACAGUAAGAACUUAUUGUCCAGAUUCCGCCCACCAGAUGCGACCCUUACAACACUUCAGAAUCUGUCUCCUUGGUUGUCCGUCUCUAAGUCGGAUUUCCGUGACCCACGAUUGAAUAGCGAAUUAGCGUACGAUGGUCACUUUGAUAAAGAAUCAUUGGAGAUAUUAAAACCAAGGUUGUUUCGAAGGAGCUUUACGGAAGGCCAAAUAGAUCUUUCUAAGGUUUUUAUUGAUGAAGCAUCUGCAACCAAUACAUACCAAGCCGAAUCUUUAGCUCGACGAGCAGGUUUUGAUCCGAGAUGUAUACCAACGUACAAACCACAGUCAAGGGAACUUUCGAUCACUAAACGCGACACAAUAACUUCGCAGAAAGAUAGUAGGCGGAGUGUAUCAGCGUUGUCUGAUAGGGCGGAUCAAAUCGAAGUGGGUGUUACAUACGAGAGUAUUGACGCAGUCAAAGUUGAUGAUCAAAGGAGGGAAGCUGAGGAAAGACAUAUAAAUCAAACUCAUCCUGCUACAGAUAGCCCGACACGAAUGGUCGAUGCAAACCGCAGUUUUAAAAAGAAGCUAGUUAGUAAAACCCCGGAACGUUUGGUAAACUAUUACAGCGGCUAUUUACCACCGGAACUUUCCAGCGAAAUCGCUGAGCAGUGGGAAAGGAGUGCCAACAGUAGAUCCAUGUCGAAAACACCAGAUCCAUACGCCGUGUCGCCGAACAGCCAUAUGAACAAACCACUGAUUGGGGAUAGGUCCUUCUAUAUGCGAAACGCCUUUCCAGUCACCAGAAAGUAUUGCCGUUCUGAUAUAGAUGCCAUGCGCCUUGAAGGCCGUAAAAAGCUCCUACAGUCGUAUGGACACGUACCAGCGCAUUAUUCCGUCCUCAAGGAAGGUAAGAAAGGAAUAGCUUUGGAUGAGGCGAUUCGAGAAAAGCAAAGCCGGCUUUCGGCUUCAUUUAGACGAAGCAAGUCCUUCGUAAGCCAACCGAAAGGCAUCGAUUUGGCUAAGGAGCAAAAGCCAUCAGAUCCCUCAACAGAUACGCAAAAGGGUACUGAAACGGUGAAUAAAGCUCCUUUAAAGAAACUGAUGGAUCCUUUACCCAAUAGUAACCCUAAGCAAGGUUUAUCUUCGAUAGAGAAGUUUCAGAUUCAGAGGGAAAGGACAUAUCAAUUACAGAGUCAAGCACGAGAGAUGCUUAGCAAAUAGGAGUUUACUAACUGUGUCUAGUAUUUCUGCAAAGAUUGUAUUCCGAAUUUGUGUGCAUCAUCAAUACAUUCAAGUUAAAAAUAAGACUACGUUUAAACGUAUUUGCCAUCUGAAGAGAUAUGCGAAUAGUAUGCUUAUCAAGCGUGUGCAUGUUUUGUCUAAUUCAACUUGUUGAAUUUCCUAAACUCGCAAUGAGUUACAAUUCCCGUUUCAAGUAGGUGAUACCAAUUUUAAUAAUUAAAUAUUCACAUUCGAUGUUCUCUUAUAAAUAAAAGUAAUUGAUCAGAACAAGAAAUUCUUUCUUGAGUUAGGCAAAUUGUUUACUAUAUUGAUCAAGUAUUGUUCGCAAAUAAGAAUGAAAUGCAAACGAUGUUGAGAUACGUAAACUAUAUUGAAAACUCAAUGUUAACAAAGUGUUGCUUUACUUGAACAAAGAAAUUAGCAAAACUACCUUGUUAAAAUGUGUAAAUAGUUUCAAUAAAUGUUGCAAGAGUUGUUGCAUAGUCUUAUGUAAUGAAUGUUAGUGUAUUUGUUUCAUACAUCCAAACCUACGUGUAUUUAUAAGUUGCAUUAUUUAUUUAUUUUAUGUUUAGUACAAUUAUAAAGUUGUCUUGGUUACACAUUGGAAGUAUGUUAUGUUUAAUGUUUACAGCCACAAACAAUUGUGUUAGUUUGUUCCAAGUGUUGAUGUUGUGUGUUGUACUUAAAAAAACUAUUUAAACUUACACGAAUAAAGUCAAGAGCGAGAUAUAGUUAAAACACGCAAUUAAAUUAUUUAAAUGACAUGUAAGUUUAGAAAGAAAUAUGAUU
Molecule: messenger RNA, 2115 nt
Organism: Dreissena polymorpha
Lineage: Eukaryota; Metazoa; Mollusca; Bivalvia; Myida; Dreissenidae
Exons: 2
Coding region: 637-1305 (222 amino acids)
Source: RefSeq, a predicted model, not a curated record